CUUCUUCCUGUAGAAAAUUUCGCAAAUAGUGGAAAACCUUUAGCGAAUCCUCCUGCAAUAGAAGGUCGCAAAUUGGACCUUAAGAGUCUUUUUGAGGUAAGGUAUUCUAUAUACUUCAGAUAUCUCUGAAGUCUUUUGUACCAUGUUGUUUUCCUGGCGAGGAGGACCAGGAGUCAAGCGCCUUCUGCUUUCGCUUCUACUCUUCACAGCCUGGGAGGCGGGCAGCAGCCAGGUCCACUACUCGGUCCCCGAGGAGGCCAAACACGGCACCUUCGUGGGCCGCAUCGCCCAGGACCUGGGGCUGGAGCUGGCGGAGCUGGUGCCGCGCCUGUUCCGGGUGGCGUCCAAAGGCCGCGGGGACCUUCUGGAGGUAAAUCUGCAGAAUGGCAUUUUGUUUGUGAAUUCUCGGAUCGACCGCGAGGAGCUGUGCGGGCGGCGCCUGGAGUGCAGCAUCCACCUGGAGGUGGUCGUGGACAGGCCGCUGCAGGUAUUCCAUGUGGAGGUGGAGGUGAAGGACAUUAACGACAACCCGCCAGUGUUCCCUGAAAGUAAGAAGACAAUAAUCAUUGCAGAAUCUAGACCUCCGGAAACUCGGUUUCCACUAGAUGGCGCAUCCGAUGCAGAUAUUGGAGUAAACUCGGCUUUGACCUACCAAAUAGAUCCCAACGAUUAUUUCGCUUUGGACACAAAACACAAUCAUGAACAAACGUCUUCGUUGUCACUUGUGUUGAGGAAAUCAUUGGACAGAGAGGAAAUUCAGGAACAUUGUUUACUAUUGACAGCCAAUGACGGGGGUAAACCCGAGCUAACCGGCACAGUUCAACUGGUGAUCACAAUUCUGGAUGUGAAUGACAACGCCCCAGAAUUCGACCAAUUCAUUUAUAAGGUGAGUGUGUUAGAGAGUGCAUUUAAUGGAACAUUAGUGAUCAAGUUAAAUGCCACAGAUUCCGAUGAUGGUGCAAAUGGAGAUAUAAUCUACUCAUUUAGAAGGCCUGUAUCUCCAGCAGUGUUAGAUGCAUUUAUCAUAAAUCCCAACAGUGGAGAAAUUAGGACAAAAGGUAAACUGGACUUCGAAGAAAAGAACUUGUAUGAAAUACCUGUGGAGGCAAUUGACAAGGGGAAUAUUCCAAUGGCGGGUCAUUGUACCAUUUUGGUUGAAAUACUAGAUAUAAAUGAUAAUGCCCCAGAAAUUACGAUCACUUCUCUGUCACUACCUGUGCGGGAAGAUGCUCAGGUGGGCACCGCCAUCGCCUUAAUCAGCGUGUCCGACCAUGACUCCGGUGCCAACGGGCUGGUGACCUGCACCCUGUCGCCCCACGUCCCCUUCAAGCUGGUGUCCACCUUCAAGAAUUACUACUCGCUGGUGCUGGACAGCGCCCUGGACCGCGAGAGCGUGGCGACCUACGAGCUGCUGGUGACAGCGCGGGACGGGGGCUCGCCUCCGCUGUCGGCCACCGCCAGCGUGUCCGUGCAGGUGGCCGACGUGAACGACAACGCGCCGGCGUUCGCGCAGCCCGAGUACACGGUGUUCGUGAGGGAGAACAACCCGCCGGGCCGCCACAUCUUCACGGUGUCGGCGCGCGACGCGGACGCGCAGGAGAACGCGCGGGUGUCCUACUCGCUGGUGGAGCGGCGCGUGGGCGAGCGCGCGCUGUCGAGCUACGUGUCGGUGCACGCGGAGAGCGGCAAGGUGUACGCGCUGCAGCCGCUGGACCACGAGGAGCUGGAGCUGCUGCAGGUCCAGGUGAGCGCGCGCGACGCGGGCGUGCCGCCCCUGGGCAGCAACGUGACGCUGCAGGUGUUCGUGCUGGACGAGAACGACAACGCGCCCGCGCUGCUGCCGCCUGGGGCGGGCGGCGGCGGCGGCGCGACGAGCCAGCUGGUGUCGCGGUCGGUGGGCGCGGGCCACGUGGUGGCCAAGGUGCGCGCGGUGGACGCGGACUCGGGCUACAACGCGUGGCUGUCGUUCGAGCUGCAGGCGGCGGCGGGGGGCGCGCGCAGCCCGUUCCGCGUGGGGCUGUACACGGGCGAGGUGAGCACGACGCGCGCGCUGGACGAGGCGGACGCGCCGCGCCAGCGCCUGCUGGUGCUGGUGAAGGACCACGGCGAGCCGGCGCUGACGGCCACGGCCACCGUGCUGCUGUCGCUGGUGGAGAGCGGCCAGGCGCCCAGGGCGUCGUCGCGGGCGUCGUCGGGCGCCCGGAGCACGGAGGCGGCGCUGGUGGACGUCAACGUGUACCUGGUCGUCGGCAUCUGCGCGGUGUCCAGCCUGCUGGUGCUCACGCUGCUGCUGUACACGGCGCUGCGGUGCUCGGCGCCGCGCAGCGAGGGCGCGUGCGGGCCGGGGCGGCCCCCGCUGGUGUGCUCCAGCGCGGUGGGGAGCUGGUCGUGCUCGCAGCCCAGGCGGCAGCGCUGUGCUCUGGGGAGGGGCCGCCCAAGGCCGACCUCAUGGCCUUCAGCCCCAGCCUACCUCCUUGUCUGAGUUCAUCAGAACAAACAAGUGAAAAAGAAGCAGAUUCUAAACAUUUGAAAGAGCCACGACAGCCCAACCCUGACUGGCGUU
Molecule: messenger RNA, 2563 nt
Organism: Manis javanica (Malayan pangolin)
Lineage: Eukaryota; Metazoa; Chordata; Mammalia; Pholidota; Manidae
Source: RefSeq, a predicted model, not a curated record